GAAAUAUGGCUAACAAUAUUUCAUUUAAGUAGUUGUAGUUACAUUCACUGUUUCUGGAUAUACUUGAUCGGACCAAACAUGAAGCCGAACGCUAAAAAACUGAAGCUCAAGCGCAAAACAGCUAGAUCUAAACGGGAAGCAAAAGCUAAGCGGUUACAUCAAGUUUCCUCUGAUGAGCAGGAAGCACAUGGGAAAGUUAGAAAGCGUCGAAAACUGAGACGUAAAAGACGGAAAGUUAAAACAAAACCUGCUCAAAUUGUUCCCAAAUUGGAACCUAAGACCAAGAUCAUUGAUGCUGAUGAAGAUAUAAUAGAUGGAUUCAGUAUUCGAAGUUUUUCAACCAUGGAGGAUAUGCAGCUGGCUUUCAACUCAUCUACUGCAAACGUUUGCGUCAACUCUUCUUCCUCCUCAAACAUAGAUACAAGGAUUCCUAAUUCAAGUAAUGAAUCUACUAACGGUGCUAGAGCACAUACGAAGCGCAGCAGUUCUCGCGAGAGCGUUACGUCGCGAUCAAGUGCCGGGGAUGGCUAUCUUGGCGAAUCUGAAAUUAGUGAAGGGCCUGAUCUGGAGAAUUCUGAUAUGGAUUUAUUCAGGCCAGCUCCGAAAAUAUUUUUGAAGCCGAAAAACCAGACUUUCGCUGCAUCAUUACCUGGGUCAAGUAAUAAACAUUUACCUAUUACAUCACAAAGGGUAGAAAUGUCUCGCCCACCCCCACCAUUAGUGCAAGCUCCGCCACUUAGCAGUACGCAGCCAGCCCAACGCCAUAUACCUCAAGAUGUAAAGCAUGCUGUGCGGCACCACCAACAGCAAGCCCCACUACAUCGCCACACCGGUUCAACUACCACUUAUCCAUCCCGUGACCCUACCCAUACUGGUAAAAUACCAAGCGCAAUCUAUGGAAGGCCGGUUACAGAAACACCAGAUCGUGGUCGCCCUAGACUUAGUCCUCAUUCUGGCAGAAUAUACCCUCGCAACAACUCAACUCCUCAACAGUCAACUCAUAGCAGUAGUGGGAAACUGCGCAGCCCUCCGUCAAAAUCAUUACAACUCUAUAACCCAAUUGGUGCUCAUGACCAACAGAACUAUUUACGUGCGGAAUUAAACAGUCGUUUCUUGGCGUCAGCGAAAGGGAGUGAGUCGCCUCAGCCAGCUACAGUGCGUGCUGAGAUACAUCAACACCAACACACGCACCAGCAUACCCACCAACAUACAAUUACUGCCCAGCCUUACCCAGAACAGCAACAAUACCCAUCCACGCCUUCCUACCCCAGUAGAGCCCCACAGUAUCAACAAACAUCAUCUUUCCGUCCAGGACACGCCCUUCCCACACCCUACCACCAUUUAUUCAAUUCAUCUGUAUACGGCCAACACACACCUGCCCCAUUUGUGGAUCCUAUGAUGGCUCUCCCGUCCGCCGGUCCUAAUUUGGGGUACCAAAAUCUUGGAAUGCCCCCAUUUAACCCUCUUCUUAACCCUGGUACCUUUACCUCUAAUUUGCAUGGUGCGUUCCAGCCAAAACAGCUUGCCCCUCCACCUUUAAUUAAAGCCCCAACAAGUUCGCUGUUUCGUAGACCGAAUAAAGGUCGUUGGUGUGCUGCACAUGCAGUUGUGGCUUGGCAGAUCCUCAAGCACCAAAGGAGGCAAAGUAGUGAUCCCUCUCAAAAAUUGGAUCUCGUGGCUCGUGGUGCUAAUUCCUCACAGCGUACUGCGUUUCAAUCUCACCCACAGGGUGGGAGUAAAGAUCAGUCUUCUUCUAGCAAGUACGCAGCUUUCGGAGGUCUCGGACAAUCUUCUCAAAGCGAGCAUUGGGACAGGAAGAGGACGCAUACAGAAGAUAGGGACCGAUACAGAGAAGUACCAAGUUUGCGGGGACGUUCUCCAACUAGUCAUCGUUCGAGGAGUCCAGUUCAAGGUCAUCCCCAUGGUGAUAGAGGUCAUCAACAAAGCGACAGAAAUCGCAGCCGUAGCCCGAUGCGACGGCAAACGCAAUCCAUUCAUGGUCAUCCUUCAUCUCACGUUCCAAGUGUACAGCCUUCGUCAUUACUCCCAAGUGGACACUCGAUGUCACACUUACCGGGACAUUCAAAGUUACCCCCACACCCAACUGCCCCACAUAUCCCUAGUGGGGCUGUACCCCACCCGUUAUCUGGAUACCUGCAAGAACAAUUACAGCCUCAGCACUCAAGAAUGACCGAGCUUUCACGUCCACCUGACUUUUUACUCCCAGGGUUAGCAGCAGCGGCUUCUCCCUACACCCGCCCUCCAGUUAUGUUCCCCCCUGACCAUUUAGCUGCUGCUCUGUACCAGCAGCCCUUAUAUCGCUCUGGGCUUUAUACUCACCAAGCCCCCAUGUACCCCGGUUUUCCCCCUCAAAUGGCGUUACAUAACCCCUAUCGCCCCGCAAACCCUUAGGAAUUCACCCUAUUAAAUGAGGUAAUUGAUUUUUAAAUAUGAAAAGUAAAAUGUAGUUUAAGGCAAGUCAUUUAUUUCUCUAGAACCAUAUUCAAAACACAAAUAAAUAUAUAUAAAAAUAGGAAUGUAAAUAUAAAUGCGCGAAGCCAGUAAACCAUUAAAAAAUAGCAGAAUUAUAAUUAUGGCCCAUAUUUAUAACUAUUUAAUUAUGAUCUCCAGUUUUUCUCUAAAAUAAUAUCACAUAUUCUAAAUCUUUAAACUUGUUCAAUGAGCCGUGUAAUUACGGCACAUUUUCAAAAACUGUUCAGCUAUCAAAUACAAUUACAGUC
Molecule: messenger RNA, 2741 nt
Organism: Styela clava
Lineage: Eukaryota; Metazoa; Chordata; Ascidiacea; Stolidobranchia; Styelidae
Source: RefSeq, a predicted model, not a curated record